Closterium sp. Naga37s-1 is the source of this 1848-nucleotide messenger RNA. The record is from the annotation of a GenBank genome assembly. NCBI's taxonomy places the organism in Eukaryota, Viridiplantae, Streptophyta, Zygnematophyceae, Desmidiales, Closteriaceae.
AUGGGGUGGUCUAACUCAGUGGUAGCAUCCGUAGCAACCGCGUUGGCGCUAGUAUCUCUGACAUGCCUGUCGAAAGGGGUCGACGCUGAUUCAGUCCCCCGCAAGUGGUCCACCCCGACGCCACAACCCCCGCGCGACGCUCCCCAUGCCGCCGUCCCGCCGCCAUACACUGCCUCGUCAGUCACGGGCGCAGUAAUACAGAUGGACGCAUCACACCACCUGUCAGACGGCUCUACCACCAAUAGCAACCUCCUAGCCGUUGAUAUCAAGGGCCAGGGCCCCGUGCCUUUCAGCGUGGCUCGGUGGAACCCGGGGGACCUGUCGCCGAGGCUCGGGCCGAGGCGGCCGUACUCGCAGCCGAACCUGGCGAUUCUGAUGGAGAUGCGCGGGUUUGACACGGAUGACCCGGAGAAUGCUGCCGUGCAGGCGUGGAGUCCGAGCAUCAACAUGGGCGUGAUGAUGGCGAGUGUGGCGCUGAAUGGGCAGCAGUGGAACAGGUCCAAGCCCGUAUUCUACGGCACAGUGGCAUGUGCCACGUCAUCAAGGGCCUAUGGUUACAACAUGGAUGAUGGGACGUUCACCAACAAGGAGCCAAAUCUCGACAUCACAGUAGGGCAAGCGGGAGCAGAGGAGGAGGGAAGCAUCGACGUGGCCAUUGCAUGGUUCCCCUACUAUCAAGGCUGGAUCGGUGGCUACCUGAACGCACCGGACCCACCAGCGUACCGGCCUUCGUCUCGCUCCUCGUGGUCCAGCUGGGGCUCUUUCUCCUCGGCCCUGCCUGCUGAUGCCAACGAGGUGCUGUCAUGGCAGCACAUGGGCGCCACUCUGCGCCUGCCACAUGCGCAUCCAUCCCAAGGGAUGCUCUUCCUGCUCAACUCCUAUUCCGGCCCGGAGAACAAUGACCUCAACAUCAUGAGCACUUAUCCCACCUCCGAUGGCGCGUGGUGGGUGCAGGUGCGCAAGGACAGCACAGACAGUGCAGAUGAUCUAGCGCCCCCUUCUCAGGCCUCCUUUGCAUUCGUCUACAUCCCUUACAAUGCUGCCGGCCUAAUCGGAGCCCACAUAGAGGGCAGGUCCGGCACACCAAUCAUAGGCGCGGGACAGUUCCGAAGCUGGAGGUUAGGCCCGGGGCGAUACGAGCUGCAUGUGGUGCCCAUGGGGCGGCACUAUGCCGAAGCAGAGCCCAUCACACACAAAGACGGAGCGCUGCUGCUGCAGGUGAUGAGUCACGAUACAGCCAACCACGAGCACGCACAGCACGCCUUCCUCUCCUAUGACAUUGCUGCUAACGGAUCCAUCUAUGUGGAGGCGCGGAGCAUGCGCAAGGGAGGCAACGGCGAGGAGUUGUUCUACCUUGUGGAUACAGGCCGCCUACCCCAGAUGAUCCAGGAGACAGACUUCUGGAGCGGUCUCUUUGUCACUGUCUUCGUCUACUCGCUGCUCCUCCUCGCGGGCGGCCUCUAUCUCCUCUACACCACCCACCUGCGUCGCACUGCUGCGCUAGCCUUUGAGCGCCUCAGCACGACCGACUCCCUCCCCUCGCACUUCCCCCUUGGGGAAACGGCUAGUGAAACUCGGCGUGGGCUCGCUGGGAGUGCUGGUGGUGCCAGGGGAGGGGUAGAUUCUAGUGAAGAUGAUAGCAUCACAGGGGCUUUGCUGGGCGGGCAGGAGCAGCAGCAGCAGCAGGAGCAUGGGGGUGGGGCCUCUCAGCCGCUGUCGCCUCUGCCGGAGUUGGAUGAGGAUGAUAGUGCGGAAGAGAGAGAGCAGGGGAAAACGGGCAGUGGAGCAACGUCUGCUGCUAUUGCUCCUGCUCCUGCUGCUGCUGGCAGCGCUAAGGGGACGAAUUAG